UACCCCGCAACCAACCAGAUCCCUCCCGACUCGUCCAUCCCCAAAGCCUGGCUCGACAAGCUCGCCUCCAUCCACCUCCCCUCCGACGUCCCCGUAUCUACCGGUACCCCUCUCCCCGCCUAUGGCUCUCGGUCAAAAUCAGACCCAGCCAUCUGCUCCUUCACGUACGAAUGCCGGAACCCCGAAGAUCUCUACGCGCCGACAGCGGGGAGUAUCAGCUUUACGUUUGAUGAUGGUGUGUCGGGCGGGUCGGACUCGUUGAGGAAUUAUAUGGCCGGGAUGGGGACGAUGGGCAAGGCGACGCACUUUAUGAUUGGAAGUUAUAUUGCGAACGAUAUGGAAAAGUUCAAGUCGGUCGCUAGUGCUGGUGCUCAUAUCGGUGUCCACACCUGGUCCCACAACUACAUGACCACCCUCACCAACAACCAAGUCGUCGCCGAGCUCGGCUGGACCAUGCAGAUCAUCUCGGACCUCAACGGCGGCCGUGUCCCUCGUUUCUGGCGCCCACCCUUCGGCGACGUCGACAACCGUGUCCGCGCCAUCGCCAAAGGCGUCUUCGGCCUCGAGACCGUCAUCUGGAACCACGACACCGGGGACUGGAACCUCGACCAAGGCAACAGCUACACCAUCCCCUCCAUCAUCGCCCAAUACACCCAAUGGCUCGGUGACAAGUCCCAAGGCCUCAAUGUGCUCGAGCACGAGGUCCGGCCCAGCCAGAUCGAGGUCUUCAAGACCAUCUACCCGCUCGCGCAGCAGAUGGGAUGGAAGGUUGGGAAUGUGGCGGACAUGUGGGGGAAGCCGUGGUACCAGAAUGCGGCGACCGGGAAUGGGACAGUCACGCCCAUGUCGGUCGGUGCGGGUGGGGCUUCUAUUGCGGCGGCUUCGUCUUCGGCUUCGGCGUCAGCAUCGGCAAACUCUACCUCGGCGGCAUCUACCUCGAGAGCCAACUCUACCUCCGCUUCCUCAUCCUCCACAUCGGUCUCGGCGAGC
Dioszegia hungarica is the source of this 990-nucleotide messenger RNA. RefSeq lists its product as uncharacterized. The transcript is spliced from 3 exons. Gene Ontology annotation, molecular function: chitin deacetylase activity. Gene Ontology annotation, cellular component: membrane. Gene Ontology annotation, biological process: carbohydrate metabolic process. The annotation marks the transcript as partial. The record is from RefSeq and is a predicted model, not a curated record. Lineage: Eukaryota; Fungi; Basidiomycota; Tremellomycetes; Tremellales; Bulleribasidiaceae.